Molecule: messenger RNA, 780 nt
Organism: Aspergillus nidulans FGSC A4
Lineage: Eukaryota; Fungi; Ascomycota; Eurotiomycetes; Eurotiales; Aspergillaceae
Product: sterol desaturase family protein
Exons: 1
Coding region: 1-780 (259 amino acids)
Biological process (GO): lipid biosynthetic process
Cellular component (GO): membrane
Molecular function (GO): iron ion binding
Source: RefSeq, a predicted model, not a curated record
AUGGAUCUUCACUCCAAGCUGCAAGCCGCCUGGUAUCGGCUCAUCAACACAUACAGGCCUGGUACCAUCGAGCUGACGGGGUCGAUCGCUACUCAGACCGUUGGCUUCAUUCUCCCAGCAACGCUUUACCUGCUGAUCGACACUCUGUUUCCGGAGUUCUCCAAGCGGCACAAGAUCCAGAGUGCGGGCCGACAACCGACUCGUCCACAGAUCUUGCACUGUGUGAAAGUGACAUUGUUCAACCAUGUGUGGGUGGUGGCAAUCCACGCUAUGCUGGUCUACUGGGCUGGCCUGGACCAUGCCAUCAUGAACCUGGAUCCGAUCGUGCCGCCGUGGAGAGAGUUUAUUGUGGACUUUGUCUUUGCGCUCUUGGCCCGAGAAAUAUUAUUUUACUACAUCCAUCGUACGCUGCAUCACCCGCGAAUCUAUGCCUAUAUCCAUAAAAUGCACCACAAAUAUACUACGCCCGUGGCGUUCGCGGGGGAGUAUGCCCAUCCUGUCGAACAUGUCAUUGCAAACAUCCUACCGAUUACGCUACCGUUAUAUCUCAAAGGCGCCCACUACCUGUCCAUCAUCGCAUUUGUCAGCUUUGAGCUCUGGGAGGCUGCCGCUGACCACAGCGGGUACGACUUUCUGAAACUGCCGCCGGCCGAACUGCACGACUUGCACCAUGAGAAAUUCCGCGUGCAUUAUGGUACUAUUGGACUGAUGGACUGGAUCCAUGGGACAGACGUUGUGGGCUGGGACAGACCAGAGACGGACAAAAGAGAUGAACAAUAA